Messenger RNA from Neoarius graeffei (lesser salmon catfish), 1201 nucleotides. It is a transcript of the gene c15h6orf120, whose product is annotated as chromosome 15 C6orf120 homolog. The transcript is spliced from 2 exons. NCBI's taxonomy places the organism in Eukaryota, Metazoa, Chordata, Actinopteri, Siluriformes, Ariidae. Bases 177 to 737 code for a protein of 186 amino acids. The record is from RefSeq and is a predicted model, not a curated record.
UAAUAAUGAGGGUUGUGAUGAGGAAUUCACCUGGUCCGCCGGCAGGUGGCGAUAAAGCACCUUUGUUUUGCCAAAGGCACGAAGAACAGACAGAAUUUGAGUAGCGCUGUUAGCAGGUUACUUUUGACAAUGCACUGGAAGGCUACAGAUGUGUUUGGUGGCUGGCAGCAGUGACCAUGCUGUGUUUCCAUAUUCCGUUCUUGCUGGUACUCCUCUCUCAGGUCCACCAAUCCAUCCAGGCCUCUGAGGAAUUCUCAGUGCCUGAUGAAUGGGUCCUGCUUCAUGUUGUUCAAGGUCACAUCGGUGCCGGCAACUACAGCUACCUGCGCCUCAACCAUGAUGGACGCAUCAUCCUGCACAUGCUCAGCCUCAAAGGCGACGCCGACCUCUACGUCUCUGACAAGACGCUGCGACCGGACUUCGAUACCUAUAAACUUCAGUCGGUCACCUGCGGCCACGAUGUGGUUGUGGUUCCAGGUGACUUUGUUAGACCGGUGGGCAUCGGGAUCUAUGGGCACCCCUCUCACCUGGAGAGCGAGUUUGAGAUGAGGGUGUUUUAUGAUCAGUCCGCUUUAACCGAGGACCUGUUUCAAAAGAAUUCUUAUUCUCCAGAGCAGAAUCAUGAACAGUCCAAAUACCCACAGACAGGCACUGGGGAGGAACUUGAGGAAGAGGAGCCCAUCCUGUGGACCAUUCUCAUUGGGAUCCUGAAGAUAAUACUUGAAAUUUUGUUUUGAUCAUUGAUGUGAUUUUUGCAUCUUAGAAAAGAGUAAUUAAAUACACGGCCAAAGUAACACAAGCACUGGAGGGAAUUUUUCUUUUGGUAAACGGUUUAAUUUGUAUUUCAACCUAAUCUUGAGGUCCCAGCUGUCUUAAAAGAAACAGAGAAUACAGUCUCUACUCAUGUUUUCCCUUGGCCACACGCAAAUGGUAGGUUUAUUGUCAGUGUACGUGAUUGCUUAUCUACAGUUGGUCUUUUUGGUCGUAAUUCAUUUUCACUUCCAUCGCUAAUGUAUUAUAGACUAAUUAUUUUGAAUCUGCUGAGGUUCUGAGCCCUAUGCAAUCACCCAAAUCAGCUUUUGGAAAUAAAUAACAACUGUGCCUUUUAUCAGAGUCCUUUCCGUAAGAAAUGGAGAGGCAUGAUAUGAUGCAACCAUAACAUUUGUAACAUUUUUCAAAUAAAGUCAGUCACUUGUGCAAA